Molecule: messenger RNA, 5905 nt
Organism: Myotis brandtii (Brandt's bat)
Lineage: Eukaryota; Metazoa; Chordata; Mammalia; Chiroptera; Vespertilionidae
Gene: KIF20B
Product: kinesin family member 20B
Exons: 35
Coding region: 210-5741 (1843 amino acids)
Biological process (GO): microtubule-based movement; mitotic spindle assembly
Cellular component (GO): spindle microtubule; nucleus
Molecular function (GO): microtubule binding; ATP binding; plus-end-directed microtubule motor activity
Source: RefSeq, a predicted model, not a curated record
GCAUGGAAUGAUGCAUUGACUGAUGUGUCUGGUACUGUUUUGAAUAUGUCCACAUACUUUAUUUCCACAUACUUUAUUUCCAUUUUCAUUUGCAUUAUUUGGAAGAAUUCAGUUGAAACGAAUUGUCCAGGUGGAUCAUAUGAAUAAUAGUUGAAGGCUGUUGUAUUUGAUUCAGAAUCUAUGCCUAAAGAAGUUGUUAUUCUUGCAGAAUGGAAUCUAAUGUAAAUAAGGAUGGGGUGCCUAGACCAUCUUAUGUUUUUAGUGCUGACCCAAUUGCAAGGCCUUCGGAAAUAAAUGUUGAAAGCAUUAAGCUGGAUCUCUCUCGUGAAUUUUCCUUAGUUGCUUCAAGCACUGAGGCAAACAGUUUGGAAUCCAAAGAUUAUCUUCAGGUUUGUCUUCGAAUAAGACCAUUCACACAGUCAGAAAAAGAACAUGAGUCUGAGGGCUGUGUGUAUAUGCUGGACUCACAGACUGUUCUGCUGAAAGAUCCUCAAAGUAUCCUUGCUCGGUUAAGUGAGAAAAGCUCUGGGCAGGUGGCACAGAAAUUCAGUUUUUCUAAGGUUUUUGGUCCAGAAACUACACAGAAGGAAUUCUUCCAGGGUUGCAUUAUGGAGCCAGUAAAAGACUUUUUGAAAGGACAAAGUCGGCUGAUUUUUACUUAUGGGCUAACUAAUUCAGGAAAAACAUAUACAUUUCAAGGCACAGAAGAAAAUACUGGCAUUCUGCCUCGAGCUUUGAGUGUAUUAUUUGAUAGUCUUCAGGGAAGACUAUAUACAAAAAUGAACCUUAAACCACAUAGAUCCAGAGAAUAUUUACGGUUAUCACCAGACCAAGAGAAAAAAGAAAUUGCUAGUAAAAGUGCAUUGCUUCGGCAAGUGAAAGAGGUUGUUAUGCAAAAUGACAGUUAUGAUACUCUUUAUGGAAGUUUAACAAACUCUUUGAAUAUUCCUGAGUUUGAAGAAUCUAUGAAAGAUUGUGAACAAGCUAGCUUCAAUAUGGAUAAUAACAUAAAAUUUUCUCUGUGGGUUUCUUUCUUUGAGAUUUAUAAUGAGUAUAUUUAUGACUUGUUUGUUCCUGUGUCAUCCAAGUUUCAGAAGAGAAAGAUGCUACGCCUUUCCCAAGAUGUAAAGGGCUAUUCUUUUAUAAAAGAUCUACAAUGGAUUCAAGUCUCUGAUUCCAAAGAAGCAUAUAGACUUUUAAAACUAGGAAUAAAGCACCAGAGUGUUGCCUUCACAAAAAUGAACAAUGCUUCUAGUAGGAGUCACAGCAUAUUCACUAUUAGAAUAUUGCAGAUUGAAGAUUCUGAAACGCCUCGUGUAUUGCGAGUCAGUGAAUUGUCUUUAUGUGAUCUUGCUGGUUCAGAACGAAGUAUGAAGACCCAGAAUGAAGGUGAAAGGUUGAGAGAGACUGGGAACAUCAACACGUCUUUAUUGACUCUGGGAAAAUGUAUUAAUGUUUUGAAGAACAGUGAAAAGUCAAAGUUUCAGCAGCAUGUGCCUUUCCGGGAAAGUAAACUGACCCACUAUUUUCAAAGUUUUUUUCAUGGUAAAGGGAAAAUAUGUAUGAUUGUCAACAUCAGCCAGUGUUGUUUUGCCUAUGAUGAAACACUCAAUGUGUUGAAGUUCUCAGCCAUUGCACAAAAAGUUUGUGUUCCAGACACUUUAAAUUCCUCUCAAGAGAAAUCACUUGGACCUCUCAAAUCUUCUCAAGAUAUGCCAUCAGACAAUAAUUCAGAUAAUAAAAUAUUAAAUGUAAAAAGAUCUACGAUUUCUUGGGAAAGUAGUCUGGAAGAUCUGGUGGAAGAUGAAGAUUUGGUUGAGGAUCUAGAAGUAGCUGAAGGAAACAAAAAUGUGGAGACUGAACUUACUGAUGAAGAGCUAGAUAAAACAUUAGAGGAAGACAAGGCUUCCAUUAGCCAUGAGGAGAAGAGAAAACUGUUGGACUUAAUAGAAGACUUGAAAACAAAGCUAAUAAAUGAAAAGAAAGAAAAAUUAACAUUGGAAUUUAGAAUUCGUGAAGAAGUUACACAGGAGUUUACUCAAUAUUUGGCUCAACGGGAAGCUGACUUUAAGGAAACACUCCUUCAGGAACGAGAGAUAUCAGAAGAAAAUGCCGAAUGUCGUUUGGCUAUCUUCAAGGAUUUGGUUGGUAAAACUGACACUCAAGAAGAACCAGUAAAUCAAGAUUGUGCCAUGAAAGUUGAAGCCAAAGAAGCACAUACUUACUUAGGAAUUGAAGAUAUUAUUGAUUCUCUUCAAGAUGAUGUCACUGAUAUUAAGAAACAGGCUGAAAUAGCUCACUUAUAUAUUACAUCUCUUGCUGACCCCCAGGAAGCUAUUGCUUGUUUAGAAAUAAAGUAUAAUCAAGUUAAAGCUGAAUUAGCUAAAACUAAAGAAGAAUUAAUCAAAACCCAGGAAGAGUUAAAAAAGAGAGAAAAUGAAUCAGAAAUUAACUUGAAUUCAUUGGUUCAAGAGCUUGAGAAAUCUAAUGAGAAAAUAAUUAUUCAGAAUCAAAGAAUUCAAGAGUUGCAAGAUUUAGUUAAUCAAAAAGAGGAUACUAUUAACAACUUUGAGAACCUAAAAUUUCAUGUGGAAGACACAUUUAAAAGCAGUGACAAGGUUGGUACAUCUGUAAUAAUAAACAAUAAAUUGGCUUAUAAUGAACCAGUUGAAAUGCCUAAGGACAACAAAAGUAAAACUUAUUCAGGAAGAAAAAGAUUAAACGAAAAUGAAUUUCAGCAAGAUGAGCCACCAGCUAAGAAAGGACCUGUACACAUUAGUCCAACUGUCACUGAAGACCAAAAGAAAAGUGAAGAAAUGCAAGAGAGCAUUUCAGAAAAUGAGGAAAACAUUCGAGUUGUACAAGAAAAUAAUGAUAAUGAAGAGCUGAAAGCAAGAUUACUCACUGUUGAGAAUGAACUUAGAAAUGAAAAGGAAGAAAAAGCAGAAUUAAGUAAACAGAUUGUUGCUUUGCAGCAGGAGCUUUCUUUUUCUAAGAAGGAGAGCUUUUCUUUAAGUAUGGAUGUCCAACAAAUUCAGUCAACUUAUGACAAUGCAAUUUCUGAAUUACAGAUGCAGAGAGGUAUAAAUCAAGAACAGGAGGAAAAGAUCAUGAAGUUGUCAGAGGAGAUAGAAGUCGCUAGAAGAACCAUUACUCAUAAUGUUUCACAAAUAAAAUUAAUGCAAGCAAAAAUAGAUGAACUACGAACCCUUGAUUCAUUUUCUCAGAUUUCAAGCAUAGAUUUACUCAAUCUCCAGGAUCUCUCACGUGGUUCUCAGGAGGAUGAUUUGCCAAAUACAAAGUUACACCCUUUGGAUAAUGAUUAUUUGGUAAGUAAGCAGGUUAAACCUAAUAGGGAAAGUUCUUUCCACUCUAGUAUUGAUGCCAUUUGGGUAGAAUGUAAGGAGAUUGUAAAGGCCUCCUCCAAAAAAAGUCAUCAGAUCCAGGAACUGGAACAACAAAUUGAAAAAUUACAAGCAGAAUUAAAAUGCUGUGAGGAUGAUAACAAGAGACUAAAAACAGAAAAUAAAAAUCAAGAUGACCUACUAAAAGGAAAAGAAAGUCUUAUACAGCAGCUGAAGGAAGAAUUGCAAGAAAAAAAUGUUAGUCUCAAUGUUCAAGUACAGCAAGUAGUUGAGGGAAAAAGAGCACUUUCAGAACUCACACAAGAGGUUGCCUGCUAUAAAGUGAAAAUAAAUGAACUUGAAGCCAUGUUAGGAACUCAGAAAGUUGAAUGUAGUCAUUCAACCAAGUUAGAACAAGAAAUUUUGGAAAAAGCAUCUAUCAUCUUGGAACUAGAAAAAAAUCUAAAGGAAUUUCAAGCAGAUCAUCAGGAUUGUAUCAAAAACAUCAAAGAUUUAAACGAAAGGGAAGUCAAGUUGAAAGAAGAAAUCACACGGUUAGCAAAUAAUUGGGAAGAUGCAAAGCAUUCCCUUCAAUUAAAGGAAGAAGAAAAAGAAACCAACUGGCAAGAGAUGGAAAAAUUGAAAGAGGAGCUCUCGGCAAGCUCUGCCCUUACCCAGAAUCUGAAAGCAGAUCUUCAGAGGAAGGAAGAAGAUAAUGCUGAGCUGAAAGAGAAACUGACUGAUGCCAAAAAACAGAUUAAGCAAGUACAGAAAGAGGUAUCUCUAAUGCGUGAUGAGGAAAAAUUACUGAGGAUUAAAAUGAAUGAACUGGAGAAAAAGAAAAACCAGUGUUCUCAGGAAAUGGAUAUGAAACAGCGAACCAUUCAGCAACUCAAGGAGCAGUUAAGUAACCAGAAAGUGGAAGAAACUAUACAGCAGUAUGAGAGAGUGUGCAAAGAUCUAAGUGUUAAAGAAAAAAUAAUUGAAGACAUGCGGAUGACACUAGAAGAACAAGAACAAACUCAGGUAGAACAAGAUCAAGUGCUUGAAGCUAAAUUAGAGGAAGCUGAAAGGCUUGCUACAGAAUUGGAAAAAUUGAAAGAAAAAUGCAAAGAUCUGGAAACCAAAAGUAAUCAAAGUUCAAAUGAAGAACUUGAGGGUAACACAGAUGUGCUUAGUAAAAAGCUCAAUAAACUUCAAGAUGAGUUACAGAAAUCUGAACAGAAAUAUAACUCUGAUAGAAAGAAAUGGUUAGAUGAGAAAAUGAUACUAAUCACUCAAGCUAAAGAAUCUGAGAAUCUACGAAACAAAGAGAUGAAAAAAUAUGCUGAAGACAGAGAGCGUGGUUUAAAGCAACAAAACGAAGUGGAAACACUGACAGCACAGCUGGCAGAGAAAGAUAGCAACCUUCAAAAGUGGCGAGAAGAACGGGAUCAACUGGUUGAAGCUUUAGAAAAGCAGCUGAAAGCACUGAUAUCCAGUAACUCUCAAAAAGAUAAUGAAAUUGAACAAUUGAAAAAAAGGAUCACAUCAGUGGCUUCGAAAACAGAAAAAGAAACCGUGGAUAUCAAGCCCAUGCAUAUGAGUUCAACAGAUCUUGGUGGAGUUGAAACUGAACCUCAGUCUACAGGUUUUGAAAUUUCCAGCAAUGAAGUAGAGGAUGAAUUUGUAGUUCUUGACUCUUGUGAAGUGUCAACAGAAAAUAAUCAAACUACUCGAUUUCCAAAACCUGAGUUAGAGAUUCAAUUUACACCUUUACAGCCAAACAAAAUGGCAGUGAAACACCCUGGUUGUGCCUUACCAGUAACGGUUAAGAUUUCCAAGGCUCGGAAGAGGAAGAGCAACGAAAUGGAACAGAGUACUAUAUUUUCAAGCUGGUGGAAGAGCAGAAGUAGUACUAACUAUACUCCUGAGGCUCUCCGUCAGGAGUUGGUGAAAUGUGAAAAUAAGAAUACUACACCCAGAACUAAUUUGAAGUCCCCUAUUUCCGAGCAUAAAAAUUCUCCCGUCAAAAAGGAACAAAAGGUUUCCUCACAGUCAUCAUCUCAUAAAACAUAUUCUUUACGGAGUCAGGCAUCUGCAGUUAAUGUAAACUUGACCGCUAAGAAAAAAGAAGGAACACUACAGAAAUUUGGAGACUUCAUACAACGUUCUCCAACAAUUCUUCAAUCAAAAGCAAAGAAAUUAAUUGAAACGAUGAGCUCUUCAAAGCUCUCGAAUGUAGAAGUAAGUAAAGAAAAUGUAUCUCGACCAAAACGGGCCAAACGGAAAUUAUACACAAAUGAAAUUUCAUCUCCUAUUGAUAUAUCCGGCCAAGUGAUUUUGAUGGAUCAUAAAGUGAAGGAAAGUGAUCAUCAGAUUCUCAAACGACGACUUCGAACUAAAACAGCCAAAUAAACCACUAUGGAGAAGGUUUUAAUAUAAAUUUUAUAUUCAUAAUCAUUGUAAUUUGCAUCCUGACUUUAAAGAUAGUUGUAUAUAUUAUGACAUUAAAUCCUUCUGUAUAUACAUCACUAUUUUAUAUAUAGUGUAAUUUUAAUUCAAUAAAGAAAAUAAGUCAA